AUGAUGAACAUGAAUCCGAUGUCGCUGCCACACCCGCAACCGCAUCCACAUCCUCAUCCGCCGCAUCACCACAACCUACCGCACUCUCACCCCCCGCCCCUGUUGCAAGGACUCCCGCCCCAAGCUGGCGCCCAUUACUUGGAGUGUCAGGCAUUACCGGCAAUCAACGAGACAUUUCCGCAAUUUAGCCAGCACCGUCCGGCGAUUUCGCUCCUUUCGCCGCUGGAUCUCUCGCUCCGGGCAGCGGCCAGUAUAGUGCCAAUUACCCCACCCUCCACGCCCUCGCCGCCCCGCAAGCGCCAGAGAUUGAUGUCCGAGGAGAAUUACCUGUGGCGACCGCACAUGUCCAACACCCCGGCUCCCGGGAAUCCGGGAAAUUCUUCAAAUGUCGCCUCAACGGCAACAGUUUCCCAGGCGAUUCAGCCUUCGGGUUACUUCCUACAGCAGCAGCAGCAGCCACAUCAGCAACAGCAACAACAAAAUCUUCCGCCGUAUGGUCUCCGGACUUUCGAUGCGGCUGCCUUUCAGAAAAGUCAUUUUCACGAAACGAAAAAUAACUUUGAGCAAAUUCCGGCAAGUCAAUCGAGCGCACCACCACCGCUGCCGCCACGACCCACACCAGUGGCCACCAGUUCCUCGCCCAUCUACGUGGACGACGAGACAAUCGUGUUGACCGAGGACGAGGAUGAAACAGUUGUCAGUUCCCAUGACUACAAUGAUUACGCCACGGACACCGAGGAAGUCAACGAGGGCGACGAUGAUGAACCGACCCAGGAUGACGAGGAGGAGGAGGUCUUUGUGGAUGUCCUGGGCAGUGACGAUGAUGAAGACGAUAAUGACGAUGCGGCAAGAUUGCAGUCGGGUCAGGGAGCCAAGGCUCUGAAGCGCAAUGAGUUGCUGUACGAGGAUGAGGAGCUACACAACCGGGCCGUCGAUGGCCUGGCCAGGCUUUUCGAGCGGGAUUUUCAGCAACCGAAAGCAUUACCAGAAGUUGAGGUGACCGACGAGGAAGCCGCGGAGAAAACUUACACGGAUUUGAGCGGGGUGGCCAGGACAGAAAAGAGGAAUUCCCCACCCCUGCCACUACUGGCUCCACCACCACUCCCUCCUCUUCCUCCCCCUGCCACAUUCUCCGCCUCAAGACACCACAAACAUGAACGGAAGCGCUCCAAGCUAAGGAAACAUACGGCAAUCGACGAGGAGACCAUCAGUCCCGUAUCCGGAACAAUUAUCCGGAAGCUUCGCGACGACGAAGAGCUGGUGGUGCGCAAAGGCGACAUUGAUCCGGCUUUCAACGUGGUGGAAAUCACCGAGGAGGCCAAGGCCAUCCUGGCCAGCAUCGAUAAUAAGAUUGGCGACUACCUGUGUCAGCUUUGUCGCACUGUCUACGACGACGCCUUCAUGCUGGCCCAGCAUCGGUGUCCCCGUAUAGUCCACAUCGAGUACAAGUGCUCCGAGUGCGAAAAGGUCUUUAAUUGUCCUGCCAAUCUGGCCUCACAUCGAAGGUGGCAUAAGCCCAAGGCAGAUGCAUCUCCCAGUUCCUCUGGCAAUUCUGGCAAGAGACGUCAUGUGGAGACCGGGGAUGGGCCUCACGACUCGGGAAGAGGCGGCGAAGAUAGUACCGAUGGCGUAUAUCCUUGUCAUGUAUGUGGCAAGUCCUUCCGACGCCAAGCUUAUCUGAAGAAACACCAGGCCUCCCAUCAAAUGCUGGAAAAUCUCAAGAACUUGGACUUCUUCAAGGCCCAACAGCAACAUCAUCAUCAGCACCAACAGCAGCAGUUAACUCUCAACAGCCAUCAGCUGCCAGAUCCCGGCCAAGUGACAGCUACUUCCUCGGCCACGCCGUACGAUGGGAUGCCACGUCCACCCCAUGGAAUGCCCAUUUAUCCACCGGCUGCAGCCAAGAACUAUGCGAUGAGUGGGCAACGCUUUCCCGGAUUUCCCUUCCAGCCCUUCGACCAACGCCGCUUCUAUUCCUUGAGUGAAUUCUACCUAUCCCAGCAUCUGGAACGCUCCUCGGCCUUCCAGUAUGUCCAGGCGAAUCACCUGCGGCAACUCUCGAACGUGGCCCAAACGCUGCUGCCUCCGAUGUCGGUUAAAUGACCCAACCCCAAUGCGAGUGUCCUGCGUCCAGUC
Drosophila bipectinata is the source of this 2136-nucleotide messenger RNA. It is a transcript of the gene nerfin-2, whose product is annotated as nervous fingers 2. The record is from RefSeq and is a predicted model, not a curated record. Gene Ontology annotation, cellular component: transcription repressor complex; nucleus. Gene Ontology annotation, molecular function: DNA-binding transcription repressor activity, RNA polymerase II-specific; RNA polymerase II cis-regulatory region sequence-specific DNA binding. NCBI's taxonomy places the organism in Eukaryota, Metazoa, Arthropoda, Insecta, Diptera, Drosophilidae. Gene Ontology annotation, biological process: negative regulation of transcription by RNA polymerase II; neuron differentiation; regulation of cell cycle process.